This is a messenger RNA of Guyanagaster necrorhizus, 2388 nucleotides long. RefSeq lists its product as uncharacterized. NCBI's taxonomy places the organism in Eukaryota, Fungi, Basidiomycota, Agaricomycetes, Agaricales, Physalacriaceae. Bases 1 to 2388 code for a protein of 795 amino acids. Gene Ontology annotation, cellular component: plasma membrane. The transcript has 16 exons. Gene Ontology annotation, biological process: intracellular sodium ion homeostasis; intracellular potassium ion homeostasis; potassium ion import across plasma membrane. Gene Ontology annotation, molecular function: ATP binding; ATP hydrolysis activity; P-type sodium:potassium-exchanging transporter activity. The record is from RefSeq and is a predicted model, not a curated record.
AUGCCUAGCGAAAAACCUCUUCACACUGACGUGGAAUCUCUCGGUGAAAGUACUGAGAAGGAGACGGAACGUUCUUCUCAUGUCCUUGUGGAGACUCGCUCUCGCGGUAAUGCAGCGCAGGACCGCGGUUCCAGUUACUACUCCCCACGGGUCAACAUUGGGGCCAAGAUACCGGGCGAGUUCAGGACGUUGAGUAUCCAUGUUGAGGAGACAAAAGAAGGUCGAACGGACGCCAACGCAAAACCGCAAGUUCACACGUUUCCCCCAGAAAUCGCGGACUUGGACUGGCACGAACUUGAAACCCUUGAGGUUCUCACUCGUCUCGGAGUAUCAGAGAAAUCUGGAUUAGAUUGGCCCAUGGUUUCUAGGCGUCUGGCGAAGAACGGAAAGAAUGUUAUCACUCCUCCGCCGAAGAAUCUACCAAAGCGUAUAUUUUUCUAUAUAUUUGGAGGUUUCGGUGGUUUGUUAUGCGUGGCGUCUAUCGUCUGCUUCCUCUCUUGGGAAACGAAGUUAACAGCUUUCCGUAGGAGGCCCAUCGGCGACCCGCAACCAUCCACCGCCAAUUUGGCCCUCGCGGUGGUGCUUCUGGCAGUUAUUGUGAUGCAGGCCAUCUUCAAUGCCUGGCAAGCGGCUAUGUUGCCCAUGAAUGUUUUGGUCUCUCGGGAUGGGAACGUUCUGGAAGUCCCUGCGCCUGAACUUGUUCUCGGAGACAUCGUUCAUAUCAACAUGGGGUGCAAAGUCCCUGCGGAUCUACGGCUCCUCGAGGUAUCCUCCGAUCUCAAAUUCGACAGGUCCAUUUUGACUGGCGAGAGUAACGCUAUUCCCGCCACCGUUGAAAACACUAAUCCUAACUGUAAGCUCCAGCCUCAACCGCCAUCGAUGCGGAAGCUGAUGGGUUUUGUUGGUACGCUUUGUGUUGGUGGAGAUGGACUGGGCGUUUGCGUGUGCCUUGGCGACAACACGGUUUUCGGACGGAUUGCGAAACAAGCAGCAUCAGAGCGUCCUGGGCAAACUUCACUGGAGUCUGAGAUCCGCCGCAUUGUGUUGAUCAUAUGUAGCAUGGCCCUUACAAUCGACGUUAUCUUCGUUAAUUUGGUUUCUGUCGCCGUUGCCUUUAUACCGGAGGGCCUUCCCGUUUGCGUUACGCUUUCUCUGACGGUGAUGGCCCGUGCCAUGCGGAAAGCCAACAUUCUGUGCAAGUCUCUCAGCACGGUCGAGAGUUUGGGAUGCGUUGAUUUCAUUGCUUCGGACAAGACGGGUACUUUGACUCAGAACAAAAUGACUGUGGUUAAUGUCGCUAUCGGAGAUAAGCUUUUGACGGUCUCAGAAGCAAGAACGGCUGCAGCCAAUGAUGGAUCUCUCGGGGAGUGUAUCAAGCUUUUGGUUGCAACCGCGGGACUUUGUAACGACGCGCAUUUCGACAAGCCAGAUGGGGACUUGCCUGUGGAGCUUCGGAAGGUUCACGGAGAUGCUACGGACACCGGUCUACUUCGGUUUUCAGAGAGCUUCGAUCCUGUUGAAAGCAGCCGAGCAGCAUGGAUAGAGCGUGCGAAGCUUGCCUUCAAUUCUAAGAACAAGUUUGCCAUGAAACUACUACAAGUGCUUCCCCAAGAGAAACCGACUACCUCUGAUGACUUUGAUGUGUCAUCGGAUUACGUUCUAUUGGUCAAAGGAGCUCCUGAGAUAGUAUCACGUCGGUGUAGCCACAUCAUGAAUUCGAAGGCAUCGAUUGUGCCAAUGGACGAGACCAUCACAGACCGUUUGUCGGCGAUACAAGAGCAAUUCGCAUCGAGUGGCCAACGCGUUCUGCUCAUGGCCAAGAAGGUCAUCCGCGGCGACGAACUUCCAACAGACUUUUUCGUCGAAUCUGGUUCUUUUCCAAUGGAAGAUCGUAUGCUUGGUCUCAACUUCGACUUGACAGUAGUUGGCUUGGUGGCUUUGAUAGACCCACCGAAAGACGAUGUUAAGCGCACCGUCGCCACGGCACGUCGAGCAGGAAUUCGGUUUGCAAUGGUUACAGGCGAUUUCUCCUCUACUGCUGCCGCCAUCGCUCAGCAGGUGGGAAUCAUCACGACGCCAAUGAGCGAAGUGAAGUAUGUUAAAGACCUUCCGCCUGACGCCUCUUUAGAGUCGGUGGCUGGGUACGAGCCCGAUAUUGAGAGUCGCUUGGUCCCGGAUAUGCGAAGUCUUGUCCUAAGCGGUUCUGACCUCAUCGGCAUGACUGAGUCGCAAUGGAAACAGGCACUCGCCUUUGACGAGAUCGUUUUCGCCCGAACAACUCCUCAGCAGAAACUGCAAAUCGUGAAGAAAUUGCAAGUGGGGGGAUGUACUGUUGCGGUGACAGGUGAUGGAGGUAAUGCUUAUCGAUUUUUUGACUUGUGUGAAUGA